AUGCGACAGUCGGCCUCGGGCGCGGACUGGCGCGCGAUGCGAACGGCCGUCGCCGUCGCCUCCGCCGCGAGACCGGACCUCGCGUCUCGGGGGCGAGGAUGCGGGAAUCGGCUUCGGCGCAAUACCCGUCACGAAAAUAAUAGGAACAGAGAGUGCACCUCAAAGGCGCGACACGACGCGGUCGGUGCGAGCGAGACGCGGAUAAACACCAGACUGUUUACUUACGGUGUACGCGCGGGGCUAGCCUCCUAG
Messenger RNA from Arctia plantaginis, 252 nucleotides. NCBI's taxonomy places the organism in Eukaryota, Metazoa, Arthropoda, Insecta, Lepidoptera, Erebidae. The record is from the annotation of a GenBank genome assembly.